Alternaria triticimaculans is the source of this 1674-nucleotide messenger RNA. RefSeq lists its product as uncharacterized. The transcript has 5 exons. NCBI's taxonomy places the organism in Eukaryota, Fungi, Ascomycota, Dothideomycetes, Pleosporales, Pleosporaceae. The coding region runs from base 1 to 1674 and encodes 557 amino acids. The record is from RefSeq and is a predicted model, not a curated record.
AUGAACGCUCUCCAGGACGUCGAUGGGCUUUCAGAAUGCAUCGGCAAGGCGAUCCAGGAACAUCUUGCUAGAUUUAACAUCAACAUUGCAUGGCCGCAGCUCGACAACCUGGAUCAUCCCAUCCUUCGUGUCGAGGCUUUUCUCGAGGAAGCCGAUGCCACCCAUGCAGCGAGAGCGCAGUCCGAAAAGAUCGCAUCGAGAACCGUCGAUCUGGCGGGCAUGAGGACGCCAGCCCCCACAGCAAGCCCAGCCGCAAUGGAUCUUCAGAACUUUGAUGAGACCUCGUCAAUGGAUGAGUCUCAUUCGCGGGACGAGUCGUCCUCGUCGGUACAACAACCCCGCGAGCCCCGCAGGAAAGGCACUGGCGGUCUGAGGGUCUCGCACACUCAGUCGUCGUUUCAAGAAGAUCUGAGCGAACACCAACGGCAAAUGCAAGUCGAUAGCCGCAGCUUCCCAAAGCGGAAGAAGGUAGCAUCCGAGAAGUUUGUCUUCCAACCGUCUACUUUGGACAAGCUCAUCAUCGGCAUUUGGGAGCAAGUACAUAGCACGCUCAACCUCGAUCCGAAAGCAAUCUUCGAACAAUUCCAAGUAACGCCCAAUGGAUCCUCCAUGAGUAUGGGCAUGGUCGGCCAUGCGCACACCGAUGAAACACCUUCCGCUAUGGCAGUACUCAACAACGCGCCGAAUCCGAUAUCCGAAUCCUUCAGUCAGAUGAACGUCUUUUGUCGCAAAGUUACACAAGCGAGUCGCGUGUGCCGGUCCAUCGAAAUGAUCGUACAAGCCCGCUGGGUCGAACUGUUUGAGGAGCAGGUGUUAUACCGGAGCCAAUUGAGACCAGAGCUGUCCACAACAAAGCAUAGGAAAGCUGUGUUCAUGGAAGCGUGUCAGGACUUCGAUUGGUCGGAAAAGGAACUGCGCAACAAAAUGGCCAUCUGGCGUGGCUACAAAGAAGUGAAGGAUUCAGCAGGCUGGGCUGCACUUGUCUUCGCUGGCAUGGGCAUAUACCGGUUCUGCAAGUACCGAGUUGGUUUCGAUAAAGAUGCCAUGCGCCGGCUACGGAAUCUGCGAAAACGUCUCGAAGUCGCGGCCGAUACCCUACAUCCCCAUUGGCGCCAGCUUUUGUCCAUAGUAGGCGAAUCGCAAACCCUUCAAUACCCUGGCCAUCCGCACGACUGGGUAGUCUUCGAAGACGGAUCAGAUCCUGUGCCACUACGCCAAACAUAUCUGCUCCAAGACCCUUACUUUGCCUUCGAGCACAUCGACGAGUCGAUCAUCGAUGAAUCAGUUUGGGGAUGCGAAGACCCACGCUGGACGCCACAGUCGAGCGCAGUGACAAGACCAGGCGGAGCCUACAUCUGCGCUCUGUGUAACGAGCCGCAGUCCGACAAACCUCAAGACAAUUCCUGUUUCUGUUUCCCGACCCUGUUCGGCUGUGUAAAGCGAAAGCCACCACCCGUUCAGAUCAUGCGGACUUCCGAUGGCAGAAACAACGGUCUAGCUGCAUUGACCUCCUUCGACCGUGGUACAGCGAUCGGCGAGCUGGUCGGCCUGAUAACGAACGGUGUUAGACAUCUCGAUGUGCUGGAUAGCUCAACACCCCUGGCCAGCUAUCAAAUCUGGCAAGGAAGGGCAGGAAACUUCACUCGCUUCAUCAACCACAGCUCAAGGGAAUAG